Molecule: messenger RNA, 2568 nt
Organism: Daucus carota subsp. sativus
Lineage: Eukaryota; Viridiplantae; Streptophyta; Magnoliopsida; Apiales; Apiaceae
Product: cyclin-dependent kinase F-4
Exons: 18
Coding region: 998-2380 (460 amino acids)
Biological process (GO): protein phosphorylation; intracellular signal transduction
Cellular component (GO): nucleus; cytoplasm
Molecular function (GO): ATP binding; protein serine/threonine kinase activity
Source: RefSeq, a predicted model, not a curated record
GAGCCCAUGAUAUUAACAGGCGGCCUAUAUAUAAUACUAUAACCGGUGGUGCUAAGCUAUGCUUUCUGUUUGAACACCAUUAAAAAAGAUAGAGAUAAUUUCAAUCUAAGAAGAAGAAGAGCUCUGGAGUCAUGUUUUAAGUUUUUUUCGGUUCUCAGACGUCUAUUCAAAAGUAUUAAUCUCCUCUAAGACAUGGAGAAGGUGUGCACAUGGUCAGAUUGCUUCCAGGACCGGGUUUUUCAUUCCAGGAACUGCUUGUUUGGUGUUUUCUCAACCUUGGAGGAUUCUUUCUUGUUUUCUUCGUUAAUCGCACAUAGUGAACAGACUUUUAAUCAGUACGGAAGGCGUGAUGCAAUUUUCUUUUAAGAUAGGUGUUGAAGCUUUAGCUCAUAUAUACAAUGCUCUGCCGAUAAGCAUUGAUUUUCCUUCAGAAAUUGCGUUCUGGGGGCUGAAGUUUGCAAUUACAUGAAAAAUAUUGAGCACGUCGUCAAUUAUUAGAAGAACUUGAUCCAUUGUGUCUGUUAAGAAAUAACUUAUCCUUCUCCUCAUGUUUAGAUCUACAAUUUUGUUGACGGAAGAUCUGGGAUCAGAUUGAGUAUUUAAUAGGGAAGUUUGCUGUUGUUAAACCCGUGACAGCUGGUUCUAUUAGGAGUUCCAUCUUCUGUUUCGUAUUAUGUUCGGCUUUUUCUUGACUGGUGUCGGAAUGAUCUGUGGUUCAAGACUCUUCGCUUCUUUUGCCUGAUACUUCGCGGAAACCAGUAGUAGCUAUAUUUGGAGAAUAAAGUUGUGAUACCUGUCUAUCUACUGCCUCUAGUUUUGUGGUCAUGCCUGGACGCGGGAGAAAAUUAAUAGUGCAUUCAGAUGUAUAAAUCUGGCUGUUAAUUGUUAAGUUUACAUUUCAGAAUUCGGCAACUUAGUAGAGAUACACCAUAAGUUUUGUCUAUCUCCUCAUUCUUUCCAUUUAAAUAAGAGGUUAAUAGCAGCUGAAGUGACACAAAUGGAAAGGUAUAAUAUAAUUAAGGAGGUUGGCAAUGGAACAUUUGGAAGUGUUUGGCAAGCUACGAAUAAACAGACUGGUGAAAUUGUUGCGAUUAAAAAAAUGAAGCGAAAAUACUAUUCAUGGGAAGAAUGCAUUAAUCUGAGAGAAGUGAAGUCCCUUCGGAAAAUGAGCCAUUCUAAUAUUGUUAAGCUCAAGGAAGUAAUUAGAGAAAAUGACAUCCUUUACUUUGUGUUUGAAUACAUGGAGUGCAAUCUCUACCAACUUAUGAAGGACAGGCAAAAACUUUUUUCAGAGACUGAAGUUAGAAAUUGGUGCUUCCAAGUAUUUCAGGGUCUUGCUUACAUGCAACAGCGUGGAUAUUUUCAUCGGGACCUCAAGCCAGAAAACUUGCUAGUUUCAAAAGACUUGAUAAAAAUUGCUGAUUUUGGUCUAGCUCGUGAGAUCGAUUCUUUACCACCAUAUACAGAGUAUGUCUCAACACGCUGGUAUCGGGCGCCUGAAGUUCUGCUUAGUUCUCCAGCAUAUGGUUCUGCAGUUGAUAUGUGGGCUAUGGGUGCAAUUAUAGCUGAGUUGUUAACUCUGCGCCCUCUUUUUCCAGGUUCAAGUGAAGCAGAUGAAAUUCACAAAAUAUGCAGUGUAAUUGGCACCCCAACCGAAAUUGAGUGGGCUGAAGGGCUUCAGCUAGCAAGUGCAGUCAACUAUCAGUUUCCUAAGCUUGCUGGUGUUCCUCUUUCUAUACUUGUACCAUCUGCAAGCAAGAAUGCAAUCAGCCUUAUUGCAUCACUCUGUUCCUGGGAUCCUUCCAAGAGGCCAACAGCGAUGGAGGCUCUUCAGCAUCCUUUCUUCCAGAGUUGCUAUUAUGUUCCUCCAUCGCUUCGCUGCAAGCCAACUGUCGCAAGGACUCCUCCAUCGGGAUUGUCUCCUCAUUUCACUUUACAAAAGAAAAACCUGCAGGUCCCUGAUGUAUUUGGAGUUGCAACUGGAACUAAAGGUUAUAUGCAACAGAAACACGCGAGGAGUUACAAUGGAAAUUUGUCAUAUUAUAAGCCACCAGCUGUGCAACGGAAGUUGGAGAUGGAUUAUCAGGAAGCAAACAAGUAUCAUAAAACCCUUAAGCACAGUGAUGCGAAACAACCGCCAAAAUAUCAACCACCUAUAAGGAAUAAUGCAACAACAGUUCAUCCUUGGAAAGCCGGUGAAGUUAUUGAGACAGCUCAGAAGCUGUCAAACAUGACAAUUGGUAAUAACAAGCAGUCUCUUGGGCAACUGCUGCCACCACCUAUGAAGGCUGGGGGAUGGGAACCCCAGUCGGAUCCGUUUCUUGGGCGAUCUCAGGACUUUAAUCACGGACAAGCCUACAGCAGGAGAGUGGCUGGUUGAAGAAUAGCUAUUUCAAGUUCUAGUGGAUGACAUGUAAUUUCUUGUUUAUAUAUAUAUAUAUAUAUGUACACUAUGGAAACCAGUAUCUGUGUGAUUGGAACGAUGGUACUGUAAUAAUAUAUGUGUGUGUGAUAAUGACGACAUUGACAAGCUUGGAAAAAUAGUAAGUUUUCUGAUCUGUUUCCAUA